AUGCACGUCUCCAUGCAACCGUCUUCGUCCCUACCACGAGGUCUCCAGGCUCCGUCUUCCUUUGGUGCGCGAAGAUCGAUAUCUCACGACCUGGCCCGGUUCUCCCUCGACCUGGAACGAAGACCUGUACACAAGGUGCCAUACCCGUCGCCUCCAAUGUCGCACUCCCCGCCGCCAUUAAACCCACAGCCUUCCGACGACCAGCGGCUGCAUCAACAUCACCACCAGCACCAACACCACCACCAACAUCACCACCACAACGACAACAACAGCAAUAACAACAACAGCGACAGCAACGACAGCAGCAAUAAUGCCAACAAUAAUCCGACAUACUACCCUUCAACCGCUGCCCAGCCUCAACCUAAUUACGGCUCCUAUCGAUAUCCGCAGGAACAGCAACAACAGCAGCAGCAAUACCACCAACCGCAGCAGGACCACAGUCGCAACCACCACCAUCACCACCACCAACAGCAGCAGCAGCCGCAACAGCACCACCACCAUCACCAUCACCAACAGCAGCAGCCACAGUCGACACCGUUCAGCGUCGGAGCUUCGUCGCCAAGGGAGCCAGAGAGCUUUCCCGCACCGUUCCCGUCGAUAACCGGUGAGCAAUUCUCGCCCUCGGUACCGUCGCCGUCCGGAAGGUCGCCAUUCGUACCGCAGACGAGCUUCUCAGCUCCGCCACCUCCUAGAAGGCCAAAGUCCCAUGUGGCUUCAGCUUGCGUCAAUUGCAAGAAGGCCCAUCUGGCUUGUGACACCCGUCGACCUUGUCCCCGAUGCGUAGGAUUAGGCAAGCAGGAAACCUGCAUUGAUGUUCAACAUAAGAAGAGGGGUCGACCAAGGUUACGGGAUGAUAACAGAGCGCAUAGCUUCGAGGCUCAGAUGCAGCGUCCUGGUAUCUACUCGUCGCCGUCGUCGCCGUCGAUAUCGAUUCCGACUCGUAACGGAAUGAAUAGAAUCCUGAAAUCCCAGCCAGGCCGCCGUCAGUCCUUGCAGGAGGACAUACUCGGUCGUGCAUCCAAUUAUUCUGACCAGCGACGGUCAUCCAAAUUCAACCUUCCUCCGAUAUCUGAUGCUACAGCUUACCUGACAACGGAGCUGGUCGUCGCAAAGUCGACCGACGAUAUGAGGGAGCUGCUCGGGUACUCGGCAGCGGAGCUCGACUGCCAAAAGAGCCUGUUCGAUAUCGUCCUGGAUUCCGACCGGGCCAAAGUGGAUCACCUGGCGACCAGAAUCAACGAAGAGAUCCGGGAGAGGAGGAAGCCCCAGGAGUGGCUCGCCGGGCAUCAGUUGUAUGCGACAAUACAGGCCGUCAGUGAAGUUCAAAUUGCAGCUGCAACGUAUGGAACGAGUACUCACUCGGAAGCCCUUCAUCUGCGGCGCCCGGAUGGUAACUUCAUCCGUAUACGGAUCCGCGCUCAGGUGGCCUUCGUUUCGGUUGCUUUCGUUGUGAUGACGUUCUCCCUCGCCAACGAGAUGCCGCCUCCUCUUCAGCUCAACCACAGUGCAUCCUACUCCAAUCUGAGCUCGCUCCGUACUCCGACACCGAGCACCACACCAUCGCUCCAGUCGCCUUCGUUUCUGACAUCGAGCCACGUGCUCCAGCUGCAAGGCGGCCCUUUCGGUCCCCAAUCCCCUUAUUCGCAUGCUGGGAUAUCAUCGACAUCUCCCGUGGAGUCGCGACCGCGAACCAUGCAACAUGAACCACCGUAUCCGCCGUUGGGACAGUACUCGAAUUCAUCUCAGUCUCCGGCGUCCUCCAAUUUCUACCGGCCGCCAGUAUCACCGGCAACCCUCACGCCGACGGGGUCCACCAGUUCGUCUAUCUCGGGACCGCAUACCUCCGGGCACCAGCAGGAGGAUCUUCAACUCCCACCACUGAAGCUGAACUCUGUGCCGCAAUAUGGAAAUAGGAUGAGGACCAGCAUCAUCGCACCGGAGGAGCCGAGGCGGAUCGAGAUGCCAAAGAGAGAGCGCAUAGGAGUUCGCGAGAUGCUAGGAUGA
Messenger RNA from Tricharina praecox, 2004 nucleotides. RefSeq lists its product as uncharacterized. Gene Ontology annotation, biological process: regulation of DNA-templated transcription. The transcript has 3 exons. NCBI's taxonomy places the organism in Eukaryota, Fungi, Ascomycota, Pezizomycetes, Pezizales, Pyronemataceae. Gene Ontology annotation, molecular function: DNA-binding transcription factor activity, RNA polymerase II-specific; zinc ion binding. The coding region runs from base 1 to 2004 and encodes 667 amino acids. The record is from RefSeq and is a predicted model, not a curated record.